This is a messenger RNA of Lachancea nothofagi CBS 11611, 2523 nucleotides long. NCBI's taxonomy places the organism in Eukaryota, Fungi, Ascomycota, Saccharomycetes, Saccharomycetales, Saccharomycetaceae. The record is from the annotation of a GenBank genome assembly.
AUGGUGGAGACAGGCAGAGAUGAUCAAGAUUCGACUGGAGAUUCUGAACCGCAAAACAACAACGACCAGCUGAGCAUGGGUUCAAAGAAAGCCAGCGGCUCUGAUCAGAAACUUACGCACAGAUCCCAGGUUUGGAGCCAACCUGCGGACUCGAGCAGUUCGAGCUCUCAAGAGGCUCUGGACCGUAUGGCACACGUGACUUACGAUGACAGUCCGCACCUGGAGCAGGGCCGCGAGAUCGUGCGCCAGCUGAGCCCAACUCUCGGCCUAGCAGACCACAAGGCACUUGUCAUGGAGCAUGUGACUGAGUCGCCCUCAGAGAAAGAACUUGCGGAGCAAGAGAUCUGGGAAGGUGACGUUGAACUAUUGCCCAAUUCGCCGUACCCUGAGGUGCGGGCCACCGUUUCUACCUACGACGAUCCUACGAUUGUGCUGAACCACUGGAGAACCUGGUUUUUGGUCACCAUCUUUGUUAUUGUUUUCGCAGGUGUGAAUCAGUUUUUCUCCUUGAGGUAUCCAAGUUUGUCCAUCAACUUUCUGGUCGCACAAGUAGUGUGCUACCCAAUUGGUAAAGUCCUAGCGCUUCUGCCUCAAUGGGAUUGUCCUCGUGUUCCUUUUUUCAACCUGAACCCAGGCCCCUUCACCAAGAAAGAACAUGCUGUGGUUACUAUUGCAGUAGCUCUUACUUCAAGUACAGCGUACGCCAUGAACAUCUUGAUUGCUCAGACCAAUUUUUAUAAUAUGGAUCUAAACGCGGGCUAUCAAAUUUUGCUUGUCUGGACAACUCAAAUGCUGGGUUACGGUGCCGCCGGGUUAAGUCGUCGUUGGGUCGUCUCUCCUGCUUCUUGUGUGUGGCCUCAGACUUUGAUUUCCGUUUCACUGUUCGAUUCUCUGCAUAAUACUUCAAUUGAUAAGUCCGCAACCAAUGGAUGGACCAUGUCCCGCUAUAAAUUUUUUAUGAUUAUAUUUGGGGGAAGCUUUGUAUGGUACUGGGUACCCGGUUUUCUAUUCAAAGGUCUUUCUUACUUCAACGUUGUUCUUUGGGGUCCCAAAACGAGACACAAUUUUGUUGUCAAUACUAUCUUUGGUGUUGAGAGUGGCCUUGGUGCCUUGCCCAUUACAUUCGACUACACUCAAGUUUCUCAAGCUAUGGCAGGAUCAGUUUUCGCAACCCCAUACUGGGUUUCAGCUAACACAUGCGUCUCAGUGGUCAUCUUCUUCAUCAUCAUUCUGCCAAUCCUGUAUUUCACGAACACCUGGUACGCAAAAUACAUGCCAGUGAUUUCAUCCUCUACUUUUGACAACACACAGAAGACAUACAAUGUCAACAAAAUUUUGAAUCCUGACUAUUCGAUCAACAUGGAAAAGUACAUAGCUUACUCACCUUUGUUUGUGCCAUUUUCCUACUUAUUGAGUUACGCGUUGAAUUUUGCGGCUGUUAUAGCGGUAUUUGUUCACUGUGGUUUGUAUCAUGGUAAAGACAUGUGGAAGAAAAUGAGAAACAAGAAUCAUGGCGGUCUUGACAUCCAUAUGAGAAUAUACACCAAAAAUUACAAGGACUGCCCUGAAUGGUGGUACGUCGUUCUUCAGGUAAUCAUGGUGGGUCUUGGAUUUGCUACUGUAUGUGGUUUCGACUCUGGUCUACCUGCUUGGGGGUUCGUCGUGGCAUUAUUGGUAUCCCUUGUUAAUUUUGUUCCUCAAGGCCUCUUGGAAGCAGUCACAAAUCAACAUGUUGGUCUGAAUAUUAUUACUGAGUUAAUCUGCGGUUAUAUGCUGCCCUUAAACCCUAGAGCUAACGUACUUUUCAAGCUUUAUGGUUUUAUCGUCCAAAGACAUGGCUUAGACAUGAGCAGGGAUUUGAAACUUGCGCUGUACAUGAAAAUCUCUCCAAGACUGAUAUUUGCAAUUCAGAUUUACGCUUCUUUGAUCUCAGGUUUGGUUAAUGUCGGUAUACAAGAGUGGAUGAGAUCGAACAUAAAGGGCCUUUGCUCAUCAGAUCAACCCGAUGGUUUCACUUGUCCAAAUGGUCGUGCAAUUUUCAACGCUUCCAUUAUUUGGUCAAUGCCUCAAUUUUUGUUUUCCCCCGGUCGUAUUUACAAUCCAUUAAUGUGGUUUUUCUUGAUUGGUUUAAUUGUACCUUUCAUUGUGUUUGGAUUGCAGAAGCUUUUCAAGAGAAAUACCUUUUUAAAGUUUGUGCAUACACCCGUUUUUUUCACAGGGCCUGGUAACAUUCCACCUAGUACUCCUUACAACUACACCUUAUUCUUUGCCAUGUCUUUCGCCUUGAACACUAUUAGAAAAAGAUGGCCUCUUUGGUAUGGCAAGUACAACUUCGUCAUGGGCGCUGGAGUUGAAACCGGCGUAGCUUUGGCAGUAGUUAUUAUUUUCCUCGCGGUCCAGUAUCCUGGUGGUAGCCUGAGUUGGUGGGGGAACAGCGUUUACAAAAAUACUUAUGAUCAUGCAUACAAAAAAUACUACACUUUGAAAAGUGGUGAAACGUUUGGAUAUGAUAAAUGGUGGUGA